AUGCAGAAGAUCGGCAGCACCCAAAACACAAACCCUACAUUGCCACUCCAGACUACCAGUAUUCAUAAGCAGCAGCAGCAGCAGCAGCAGCAGCAGCAACUGCAGCAGCAGCAGCAGCAGCAGCAGCAGCAACUGCAGCAGCAGCAGCUGCAGCACGAGACGUUGCAGCGGCAACACCUGCAUGUGCAGCUGCAGCAGCUGCAGCAGCUGCAGCAGCUGCAGCAGCUGCAGCAACAGACGUUGCAGCAACAGACGCUGCUGCAGCAGCUGCAGCAGAUGCUGCAGCAGGCGCUGCAGAAGCAGCAGCAGGUGCUGCAGCAGGUGCUGCAGCAGAUGCUGCAACGGAAGCCGCAGCAGCAGACGCAGCUGUUGCUGCUGCAGCUGCUGCUCGGGGUUGCUGCCGGCUCCAUCAAGUUUGCUGCUGCUGCUGCUGCUUUACUGGCAGCAGCAGCAGCAGCAGCACCAGCAAGCUGCCCUUAG
Molecule: messenger RNA, 480 nt
Organism: Eimeria necatrix
Lineage: Eukaryota; Apicomplexa; Conoidasida; Eucoccidiorida; Eimeriidae
Exons: 2
Coding region: 1-480 (159 amino acids)
Source: RefSeq, a predicted model, not a curated record